UAAUGGAUUGUGGAUUUUUAACCCCAAAUAAUUAAGAACUCCAUUUUAUCAUGGUGUUGAAAUUAUUAGAUGUUCUAGAAACAUGUUAAAAAAUUAAAUUAAUCUAUUUUAUCAUUAUGCAAUACUUGCUAAAAUAAUAGAAAGAGACAAAAUGUUAACUAAUAUGUGAAGUACAAUUUGGAAUAUAUGGAAAUGGGGAUGAAGUUAUUUUUGAAAGAGAAACGUUUGAUAAGGCUAUGUUCAUACGUUACCCUACUGAUUCAUUGAAAGAAAGAAAACACUAAGGUGACUCACCUAACUGUCAUCCUUGUUUCGUUAGUUAGAGGCAUGCCAGGGAAGUAACACAAGGUGGACAAAAUUUUCAUACUCUCUUCACCUUCUAUUCAAACAAAUCUCCUUACAUGUACAUGCAAAUGCUUCUCUCUCUUUUUCUCUCAACUCUCUCCUCUUCUCUUUUUCUCCCAUUAUUUCAAUGCCCUCAUGGGAAAAACCAAAAUUUCCAAUCUCUUUGCCAAUGGCAGCAGUCAUUACAUUCUUCCUAAAUCCAAUACUAUAAGGCAAACACUUGUAGACCGACCAAGUUCCCACAAAGAUCGCUUUCCCUUUUCACUCUUUGGACUCUUUCGCCGCUUCAUUCCUUCAAGAAAAGUCGAUGGAGGCUCAAAAACCGAGGACGAGCAGAAAGUCUACUCUUGGUUAUACACUUUGGCUCAGACUGACAAGAACUUGGUCUUUGAGUACGUUAGGUCCACUGAAAGAGGCUUAAGUUUCAGAGAAGCAGAGAGGAGACUUCGGGAAAAUGGGCCAAAUGUUCCACUUGAGUAUUCCUUUCCAAGAUGGUGGAGUCUUCUAUGGAACGCUCUUUUUCACCCUUUUAAUAUCAUUCUGAUUAUUCUGUCAGUUAUGUCAUUCAUUGCCCGUGACAGUCCAAAUGGAUUUAUCAUGCUCGUGUUGGUUUUCAUCAGUGUGACCCUCCGUUUCUAUCAGGAAUACAGCAGCUCAAAAGCAGCAAUGAAGCUUUCAGAAUUUGUAAAAUGUCCAAUAAAAGUUCAAAGAUGCGCUGGUAGAGUUGUUCAGAAAGAACUUAUUGUUCAAGUUGAUCAUAGGGAUGUAGUUCCAGGUGACAUUGUAAUUUUUGAACCUGGAGACCUCUUUCCUGGAGAUAUCAGAUUGUUAUCUUCCAAACAACUUGUUGUAAGCCAGGCCUCACUAACUGGGGAAUCUUGGACAACUGACAAAGCUUCUGAUAUCAGAGAAGACUACAAUACUCCUUUAUUGGAUUUAAAAAACAUCUGUUUCAUGGGCACAAACGUGGUAUCAGGUACUGGAACAGGCCUAGUGGUUUCAACUGGAUCCAAGACUUACAUGAGCACCAUGUUUUCAAAAGUUGGGAAGAAGAAGCCACCAGAUGAUUUUGAAAAGGGUCUCAGAUGGAUAUUUUACUUGAUUAUUUCUGUUAUGCUAGUAGUUGUCACCAUCCUGUUUGUGGUAAAUUACUUGACAUCUCUUAAUUUGACCCAAAGUGUUAUUUUUGCCAUCUCUGUUGCAUCUGUUCUGAAUCCUCAGAUGCUUCCUCUCAUCAUUAACACAUGCCUUGCAAAAGGAGCACUUGCUAUGGCUAAAGACAGGUGUAUAGUAAAGAGUUUAACAUCUAUACGCGAUAUGGGAUCAAUGGAUAUUCUUUGUAUUGACAAGACAGGCUCCCUUACAAUGAAUCAUGCAGUCAUGGUUAAUCAUCUUGAUUACAGGGGUUUACCCCAAGAAAAAGUUUUACGCUAUGCCUUCCUCAACUCUUACUUUAAGACUGAUCAAAAGUAUCCUCUGGAUGAUGCUAUUCUGGCAUUUGUAUAUUCAAAUGGAUUCAGGUUUCGGCCAUCACUGUGGAGGAAAAUAGACGAGAUUCCUUUUGACUUCAUAAGAAGAAGAGUAUCUGUCAUCUUAGAAACAGAAGACAGACACUCAAAAUUCUUUGGCAGGUUCAUGGUAACAAAAGGAGCACUAUUAGAAGUAUUGAAAGUUUGUUCUUUCAUUGAGAAUUUCGAACAAGAUGAAAUUUCCCCCUUCUCUUUCGAUGAUUAUCAGCGUAUUUUAAAUCUUUCAGAAGAUAUUAGCAAUGAAGGGUUAAGGAUUCUAGGAGUAGCUAUAAGGAAGCUGGAAAUGGAGCACCUCAGUGACUAUUUCAGAUUACAUGUGACAUUGCAGACGCAAACAUGUGAAACAAGUAAUGGAAGCAAGAGAGAAGACGAGGAUAUCGAAAAAGACAUGGUGUUCCUUGGCCUCAUAACAUUUUUCGACCCACCUAAGGACACAGCAAAGCAAGCAUUGUGGCGUUUGUGUGAGAAGGGAGUGAAAGCAAAGGUUUUAACUGGUGAUUCCCUCUCCCUGACAACAAGGGUAUGCAGAGAAGUUGGCAUAAGCACCGAUCAUGUAAUAACAGGUCCUGAACUAGAGCUACUUGACCAAGACACGUUCCAUGAGACAGUUAAAAGAGCCACAGUACUAGCACGUCUCACUCCAAUUCAGAAACUCCAUGUGGUGCAAUCCUUGCAAACAGUUGGAAACCAUGUUGUUGGGUUCUUAGGAGAUGGAGUGAAUGACUCACUGGCUUUAGAUGCUGCGAAUGUAAGCAUUUCUGUGGAUUCAGGAGUAGCCAUUGCAAAAGACAUGGCAGAUAUUAUCUUACUUGAGAAAGACCUGAACGUGCUUGUUGCGGGAGUGGAGCAUGGUAGAUUCACUUUUGGCAACACAAUGAAGUAUGUUAAGAUGUCAGUGAUUGCUAACUUGGGAAGUGUCAUUUCACUCCUCAUAGCAACACUGAUAUUCAAGUAUGAGCCCUUAACUUCUACACAGCUUCUGACACAGAAUUUCAUCUACAGUGUGGGACAGAUAGCCAUCGCCUGGGACAAGAUGGAUGAAGAGUAUGUGAAGACACCUCACAAAUCCUCAGAAAGAGGCCUGUCCAUGUUCAUACUGUGGAAUGGAUCAGUGUGCACUCUGUGUGAUGUGGCAACACUCAUGCUUCUUUGGUUUUAUUACAAGGCUUACACUGAUGUGACUCAGAAGUUUUUCCAUUCAGCUUGGUUCAUUGAAGGUGUUCUCUUGCAGACCUUCAUCAUCCACUUGAUCAGGACUGAGAAAAUCCCUUUCAUGCAGGAGGUUGCAUCUUGGCCUGUGAUUUUCUCAACUGUUUUGACUUCUGCAAUUGGAAUUGCUCUUCCUUUCACACCCAUUGGGAAGGUCAUGGGAUUCUCCCUUCUGCCCCUCUCAUAUUUCGGAUUUUUGUUUAUUCUUUUUCUUGGCUAUUUUAUAGUUGGCCAUGUGGUUAAGAGACUUUACAUAUUGGUUUAUAAGAGGUGGCUUUGAAUAUCAAUAUUUUUCAUCCCAGUUUUGUUUCCAUAUAGCGUUGAGUAUAUAGGUGGUGAUGAUUCCACAUAUAGACUUUGUGAGAGAUGUGUUUGUGAAUGCUUUGUUGAAAAAAUUCAUGGGUUAGUUGUCUUGGAAUAGUACAUUCUCUAAUCCUUUUCUCUAA
Vigna radiata var. radiata (mung bean) is the source of this 3529-nucleotide messenger RNA. Its product is annotated as magnesium-transporting ATPase, P-type 1. The coding region runs from base 481 to 3363 and encodes 960 amino acids. The record is from RefSeq and is a predicted model, not a curated record. Gene Ontology annotation, molecular function: ATP binding; ATP hydrolysis activity; P-type magnesium transporter activity. Gene Ontology annotation, biological process: magnesium ion transport. The transcript has 8 exons. NCBI's taxonomy places the organism in Eukaryota, Viridiplantae, Streptophyta, Magnoliopsida, Fabales, Fabaceae. Gene Ontology annotation, cellular component: intracellular membrane-bounded organelle; membrane.